AUGUAUACAGUGAGGCGCCAGGCGGAAGAGAAGUGCCGGGCCUUAGCUCCAGGUAAAGUUCCCUGGUCACCAAAAAUGCAGGGAUUCUGGGAUCGUAUGAGCCUGUGGAAGCUUCUGUUGAAAGGCAAGAAGGGUUGCCGUGUGAGUUCGCGCAAAGUUUGCCGGUUGAUGAAGAAGACAGAGCUGCCACAAGCUUGGAGGAAGUCAGCGGUUGAUCUGGAGGACUGCCUGAAGCAAGAGCGCUCCUUGUACAAGCAGGCCAAACACACCUACGCAGCUCAAUGGAGGAAAGACUUCUUGACAGUCCAAACCAAGGACGCAAAGAAGCAUCAGUGGAAGUCUCGGAAGGCCUGUGAUAGAUUCUUUUGGUUUCGACAAAUGAAGCAAAGAGAGGAGGCGAGACGCCGUUGUCGCGCCCAGAGCAAAGGAUCUACAGGGGGCCUUCAGGCUAUUUCAAAUUGA
This is a messenger RNA of Cylindrotheca closterium, 462 nucleotides long. The record is from the annotation of a GenBank genome assembly. NCBI's taxonomy places the organism in Eukaryota, Bacillariophyta, Bacillariophyceae, Bacillariales, Bacillariaceae.